Molecule: messenger RNA, 1689 nt
Organism: Aspergillus luchuensis
Lineage: Eukaryota; Fungi; Ascomycota; Eurotiomycetes; Eurotiales; Aspergillaceae
Gene: clxA
Product: calnexin
Exons: 5
Coding region: 1-1689 (562 amino acids)
Biological process (GO): protein folding
Cellular component (GO): endoplasmic reticulum; endoplasmic reticulum membrane
Molecular function (GO): calcium ion binding
Source: RefSeq, a predicted model, not a curated record
AUGCGUUUCAACGCUGCUUUGACUUCUGCCCUGGUCUCCUCGGCCUCCAUCAUGGGCUAUGCCCAUGCUGAGGAGACUGAGAAGAAGCCCGAGACCACCUCCUUGGCCGAGAAGCCUACUUUCACCCCCACCUCCAUCGAGGCUCCUUUCUUGGAGCAGUUCACCGAUGACUGGGACUCCCGGUGGACUCCCUCUCACGCUAAGAAGGAGGACUCCAAGUCCGAGGAGGACUGGGCCUAUGUUGGUGAAUGGUCCGUCGAGGAGCCCACUGUCCUCAAGGGUAUGGAGGGUGACAAGGGUCUCGUCGUCAAGAACGUCGCUGCCCACCACGCCAUCUCGGCCAAGUUCCCCAAGAAGAUCGACAACAAGGACAAGACUCUGGUCGUCCAGUAUGAGGUGAAGCCGCAGAACUCCCUUGUCUGCGGUGGUGCCUACCUGAAGCUUCUCCAGGAUAACAAGAAGCUCCACCUCGACGAGUUCUCGAACGCGUCUCCUUACGUGAUCAUGUUCGGUCCCGACAAGUGUGGUGCUACCAACAAGGUUCACUUCAUCUUCCGUCACAAGAACCCCAAGACCGGCGAGUACGAGGAGAAGCACCUUAAGGCCCCUCCUGCCGCCCGUACCUCCAAGGUCACCUCCGUCUACACCCUGGUCGUCAACCCCGACCAGACCUUCCAGAUCCUGAUUGAUGGCGAGUCCGUCAAGGAAGGUUCUCUCCUUGAGGACUUCAACCCCCCUGUCAACCCCGAGAAGGAGAUUGACGACCCCAAGGACAAGAAGCCCGCCGACUGGGUUGAUGAGGCCAAGAUCCCCGACCCUGAGGCUACGAAGCCCGAGGACUGGGACGAGGAGGCUCCCUUCGAGAUUGUCGACGAGGAGGCUACCAUCCCCGAGGACUGGCUUGAGGACGAGCCCACUAGCAUCCCCGACCCCGAGGCUGAGAAGCCCGAGGACUGGGAUGAUGAGGAGGAUGGCGACUGGGUUCCUCCCACUGUUCCCAACCCCAAGUGCCAGGACGCCUCCGGAUGUGGUCCUUGGUCUCCUCCCAUGAAGAAGAACCCUGACUACAAGGGCAAGUGGUCUGCUCCCUUGAUUGACAACCCCGCCUACAAGGGACCCUGGGCUCCCCGCAAGAUCGCCAACCCUGCCUACUUUGAGGACAAGACCCCCUCCAACUUUGAGCCCAUGGGCGCUAUUGGUUUCGAGAUCUGGACCAUGCAGAACGACAUCCUGUUCGACAACAUCUACGUUGGCCACUCCGCCGAGGAUGCUGAGAAGCUGCGCCAGGAGACCUUCGAUGUCAAGCACCCCGUUGAGCUGGCUGAGGAGGAGGCCAACAAGCCCAAGCCUGAAGAGAAGGCCGCCGAGCCCAGUGUUAGCUUCAAGGAGGACCCUGUGGGCCACAUCAAGGAGAAGGUCGACAACUUUGUCCGCCUCUCUAAGCAGGACCCCAUCAACGCCGUGAAGCAGGUUCCUGACGUUGCCGGUGGUCUUGCCGCUGUUCUCGUCACCAUGAUCCUCGUCAUCGUCGGAGCCGUUGGCGCCAGCACCCCGGCUCCUGCUCCCACCAAGAAGGGCAAGGAGGCUGCUGGUGCUACCAAGGAGAAGACCGGUGCGGCCACCAGCUCCUCCGCGGACACUGGCAAGGGUGGUGCUACCAAGCGCACUACCCGCUCUUCUGCCGAGUAA